Rangifer tarandus platyrhynchus (Svalbard reindeer) is the source of this 1830-nucleotide messenger RNA. NCBI's taxonomy places the organism in Eukaryota, Metazoa, Chordata, Mammalia, Artiodactyla, Cervidae. The record is from the annotation of a GenBank genome assembly.
AUGCGUUUCCAAGGCUUUCGGCUAUGUUUGGGUCUUCUUUUCAUCUCAAUUAAUGCAGAAUUUAUGGAUGAUAGUGUUGAGGUGGAAGACUUUGAUGAAAAUUCAGAGGAGACUGAUGAAAAUGAACUCUCCUCAGAGAUUAAAUAUAAGACACCUCAGCCUGUAGGAGAAGUGUAUUUUACAGAAACUUUUGAUAGUGGAAAGCUGGCUGGGUGGGUAUUAUCUAAAGCAAAGAAAGAUGAUACAGAUGCGGAGAUUUCUAUAUAUGAUGGAAGAUGGGAAAUAGAAGAAUUGAAAGAAAAUCGAAUACCUGGUGAUCGAGGACUGGUAUUGAAAUCUAGAGCAAAGCAUCAUGCAAUAUCUGCUGUGUUAGCAAAACCCUUCAUCUUUGCUGAUAAACCUCUGGUAGUUCAAUAUGAAGUAAAUUUUCAAGAUGGUAUUGAUUGUGGAGGUGCAUACAUUAAACUCCUAGCAGACACUGAUGGUUUGAAUCUGGAAAAUUUCUAUGAUAAAACAUCCUAUACCAUUAUGUUUGGACCAGAUAAAUGUGGAGAAGAUUAUAAACUUCAUUUUAUCUUCAGACAUAAACAUCCCAAAACUGGAGUUUUUGAAGAAAAACAUGCCAAACCUCCAGAUGUAGACCUUAAAAGGUUCUUUACAGACAGGAAGACUCAUCUUUAUACCCUUGUGAUGAAUCCAGAUGACACAUUUGAAAUAUUAAUUGAUCAGAUAGUUGUAAACAAAGGAAGCCUACUAGAGGAUGUGGUUCCUCCUAUCAAUCCUCCCAAAGAAAUUGAAGAUCCCAGUGAUAAAAAACCUGAUGAUUGGGAUGAAAGAGCAAAAAUCCCUGAUGCUUCUGCUGUCAAACCAGAAGACUGGGAUGAAAGUGAACCUGCCCAAAUAGAAGAUUCAAGUGCUGUUAAACCUGAUGGCUGGCUUGAUAAUGAACCAAAAUUUAUUCCCGAUCCUAAUGCUGAAAAACCCCUUGAUUGGAAUGAAGACAUGGAUGGAGAAUGGGAGGCACCUCAUAUUUCUAACCCAGCAUGUCGGAUUGGGUGUGGUGAGUGGAGCCCUCCCAUGAUAAAUAACCCGAAAUACAAAGGAAUAUGGAGACCGCCAAUGAUAGAUAACCCUAACUACCAGGGCAUCUGGAGUCCUCGAAAAAUUCCUAAUCCAGAUUAUUUUGAAGACAAUCACCCAUUUCUUCUGACUUCUUUCCGUGCUCUUGGUUUAGAGCUUUGGUCCAUGACCUCUGAUAUCUACUUUGAUAAUUUUAUUAUAUGUUCAGAAAAGGAAGUAGCAGACCGCUGGGCUGCAGAUGGUUGGGCAGUGAAGAUACUGAUAGAAAAUGCUAAUGAGCCUAGUAUAUUCAAACAAUUGAUGUCAGCUACUGAACAGCGCCCGUGGCUUUGGUUCAUUUACCUUGUGACAGCAGGGCUUCCAAUAGCAUUAAUUACUUCAUUUUGUUGGCCAAGAAAAGUAAAGAAAAAAUAUGAUGAAGAUGUGGAUUUCAAAAAACUGGACAUAUGUAAGCCACAAACCAAGGGCGCACUGGAGCAGGAAGUGAGGGAAGAGAAAGCCGCCCUGGAGAAGCCAGCUGACUUGGAAGAGGAAAGAAAGCAAAGUGAUGGUGAAAUUGUUGAAAAAGAAGAGGAAGGUGAACCUGAGGAAAAGAGUGAAGAAGAAAUUGAAAUUAUAGAAGGACAAGAAGAAGGUAAUAAAUCCAAUAAGUCUGGAUCAGAGGAUGAGAUGAAAGAGGCAGAUGAGAGCACAGGAUCUGGAGACGGACCAAUAAAGUCAGUACGCAAAAGAAGAGUGCGGAAGGAGUAA